Messenger RNA from Penicillium chermesinum, 558 nucleotides. RefSeq lists its product as uncharacterized. Bases 1 to 558 code for a protein of 185 amino acids. The transcript has a single exon. The record is from RefSeq and is a predicted model, not a curated record. Lineage: Eukaryota; Fungi; Ascomycota; Eurotiomycetes; Eurotiales; Aspergillaceae.
AUGGCAGGGCAGCUCAGUAUCGGCCUACCAAAGGUCCAUGCAUCCAAAGGAAAAGCAGAUAAAUGCGUGCCGCCAACCAACGAUUCCCUCAUGGGGACAUGGCACGUAACCCAUUCAAGUCUGCCGCUCUGGAAGGGCAAGCGCAACGUCAACAUCACCUACGAGUUGUUGCCCGCCGAUGCGUCCGGGGUGACCAAAAUUGACGAUCUCGUCCGCUAUCAAGCCAUUGGCUCUGAUAAAAUCAAGUCAGUGCAUGGGGUGGACACGCCAACCCCGCAGAACCAAGGGGCGUGGGACUGGCGUGGCAAGGGCUGGUUGAAGAUCGCGUCAUCUCACUGGGAAUGCCUUGGAUUCGGACACACAGAUGAUGGCAAUCAAUGGCUCGUCACGUAUUUCGCAAAAACCCUAUUCACGCCCGCAGGGGUGGAUAUCUACUCGCGGAAGAAGGAGGGACUGCCCCCGGCAGUGGUAGAUCAAAUCAUCGCCACUUUGAAAGAUCUCGGAGCCAGCGACAUCACAGAUCUGGCCAACAGCAUAUUUGAGAUCCCCCAUAACUAG